GGGGGCGGGGACCCGGAGCGGGAAGAUGGCGGCGGCGCAGGAGGCGGACGGGGCCGGCAGCGCCGUGGUGGCGGCCGGGGGAGGCGGCUCCGGUCAGGUGACCAGCAAUGGCAGCAUCGGGAGGGAUCCGCCGGCGGAGACCCAGCCCCAGAACCCAGCGCCCCAGCCAGCACCCAAUGCCUGGCAGGUCAUCAAAGGCGUACUGUUCAGGAUCUUCAUUAUCUGGGCCAUCAGCAGCUGGUUCCGCCGAGGGCCGGCCCCUCAGGACCAGGCAGGCCCCGGAGGAGCCACGCGUGUCGCCAGCCGGAACCUGUUCCCCAAAGACACUUUAAUGAACCUGCACGUGUACAUCUCCGAGCACGAGCACUUCACAGACUUCAACGCCACGUCAGCGCUGUUCUGGGAGCAGCAGGACCUGGUGUACGGGGACUGGACAAGCGGUGAGCAUGCCGACGGCUGCUAUGAGCACUUCGCCGAGCUCGACAUACCGCAGAGCGUGCAGCAGAACGGCUCCAUCUACAUCCAUGCCUACUUCACCAAGAGCGGCUUCCACCCAGACCCCCGACAGAAGGCGUUGUACCGCCGGCUGGCCACGGUGCACACGUCCCGGAUGAUCAACAAAUACAAACGCCGACGGUUCCAGAAAACCAAGAACCUGCUCACGGGUGAGACUGAGGCCGACCCAGAAAUGAUAAAGAGGGCCGAGGACUAUGGCCCCGUGGAAGUGAUCUCCCACUGGCACCCCAAUAUCACCAUCAACAUCGUGGACGACCACACGCCCUGGGUGAAGGGCAGCGUGCCUCCACCCCUGGACCAGUACGUGAAGUUCGACGCGGUGAGCGGCGACUACUACCCCAUCAUCUACUUCAACGACUACUGGAACCUGCAGAAGGAUUACUUCCCCAUCAACGAGAGCCUGGCGCGCCUGCCGCUGCGCGUGUCCUUCUGCCCGCUCUCGCUGUGGCGCUGGCAGCUCUACGCUGCGCAGAGCACCCGUUCGCCUUGGAACUUCCUGGGGGAUGAGCUGUACGAGCAGUCGGACGAGGAGCAGGACUCGGUGAAGGUGGCCCUCCUGGAGACCAACCCCUACCUGCUGGCGCUCACCAUCGUGGUGUCCAUUGUCCAUAGUAUCUUCGAGUUCCUGGCCUUCAAGAAUGACAUCCAGUUCUGGAACAGCCGGCAGUCGCUGGAGGGCCUCUCCGUGCGCUCUGUCUUCUUCGGCGUUUUCCAGUCCUUCGUGGUCCUGCUGUACAUCCUGGACAACGAGACCAACUUUGUGGUCCAGGUCAGCGUCUUCAUCGGGGUCCUCAUCGACCUCUGGAAGAUCACCAAGGUUAUGGAUGUCCGGCUGGACCCAGAGCACAAGGUGGCAGGUCUGUUCCCCCGGCCGACCUUCAAGGACAAGUCCACGUACAUCGAGUCCUCAACCAAAGUGUACGACGACAUGGCGUUCCGGUACCUGUCCUGGAUCCUCUUCCCGCUGCUGGGCUGCUACGCCGUGUACAGCCUCCUGUACCUGGAGCACAAGGGCUGGUACUCGUGGGUGCUCAGCAUGCUCUACGGCUUCCUGCUGACUUUUGGCUUCAUCACCAUGACGCCCCAGCUCUUCAUCAACUACAAGCUCAAGUCCGUGGCCCACCUGCCCUGGCGCAUGCUCACCUACAAGGCCCUCAACACCUUCAUCGACGACCUCUUCGCCUUUGUCAUCAAGAUGCCCGUCAUGUACCGGAUCGGCUGCCUGCGUGAUGACGUCGUCUUCUUCAUCUACCUCUACCAACGGUGGAUCUACCGCGUGGACCCCACGCGUGUCAAUGAGUUUGGUGUGAGCGGAGAGGUCGCCUCGCCCCCCGCCGCCUCCGUCAGAGAGGACAGCCCCGCGCCCCUGCCCGCCAAGCCCACCGCUGCGCCCCAGGAAGCCCCUCCAAAGCCAGCAGAGGACAAGAAAAGGGAUUAGCCACUCUGGUCCCCUCACCUGCGACUGGUGUCUCGGCCCCACCUCCCCCCUUGUUGCCCCCUCCCUGGACAGAUGGGCCGGGUGGGUGGCAGGAGGUGCCCCCCCUACUACCCGGGGCCGGGCGGGCCGCUGUGUGAUGCAGGGGCCGCGCCUUUUAUGGGGGGAGUCUCCGGCCUGCUGUCUGCUCCCUGGAAGAUGAGGAGUCACGGGAGGCCGGCAGGGGAGGGGCCGGGCCCCUCUCUGGGGUGCCCAGGGCCCCCCAGCAUCUCAUCCCACAUCCCCUGACCACCCCUCCUCCCAGACCACCACCCUGUCACCGUCUGGAUUUAAUAAAUUCAUAUGGGUGUUUACCUGGAA
Messenger RNA from Sorex fumeus (smoky shrew), 2311 nucleotides. It is a transcript of the gene CLPTM1, whose product is annotated as CLPTM1 regulator of GABA type A receptor forward trafficking. Bases 26 to 1954 code for a protein of 642 amino acids. NCBI's taxonomy places the organism in Eukaryota, Metazoa, Chordata, Mammalia, Eulipotyphla, Soricidae. The transcript is spliced from 14 exons. Gene Ontology annotation, cellular component: endomembrane system; membrane. The record is from RefSeq and is a predicted model, not a curated record.